AUGGCAUCAUCCGGAAGUGGUUCUCCGUGCGGUGCAUGCAAAUUCUUGAGAAGAAAAUGUGCGUCUGAUUGCAUAUUUGCUCCAUACUUCAGCUCAGAGCAAGGAGCUGCAAGAUUUGCAGCCAUACAUAAAGUUUUUGGAGCUAGCAAUGUCUCAAAAUUGCUGCUUCAUGUCCCUGUUCAUGACCGCUGUGAGGCUGUUGUUACUAUUGCUUAUGAAGCUCAAGCUAGGAUUAGAGACCCUGUUUAUGGCUGUGUUUCCCACAUUUUUGCCUUGCAGCAACAGGUGGCUUGUCUUCAAGCACAACUGAUGCAAGUAAAGGCUCAACUGGCACAAAACAUGGAUCAUCAUCAUCAUCAUAAUCAGUGGAGUAGUAACAAUAUAUGUGGAUUGAGUUCAUCAUCAGUUAAUCAAACUUACCCAACAGCUAAUAAUGAUUAUGAUCCAAUUAGCUCCCCUCAGAGCUCACUGGAAUAUGUUAAUCAUAGCAGUGAUUCCCCCUUGAACAUGAUGUCUCAGACCAGAGAGGAGUUUUGUUUUCAAGGUUUGUCUAAGAAGACGAUGACUACUCCAUGUAAUACUGACUUGGGUGAGCUUCAAGCAUUGGCACUUAGAAUGAUGAGAAACUAA
Molecule: messenger RNA, 630 nt
Organism: Carica papaya (papaya)
Lineage: Eukaryota; Viridiplantae; Streptophyta; Magnoliopsida; Brassicales; Caricaceae
Product: LOB domain-containing protein 16-like
Biological process (GO): positive regulation of DNA-templated transcription; hormone-mediated signaling pathway
Cellular component (GO): nucleus
Source: RefSeq, a predicted model, not a curated record